UUCCAGGCACUGUUCAUUAGUGGCAUCCACUUUCCUCUUUGUGACUGGGCAAUCUCCAAACCAUUGCCUUCAUUCGCCCACGUGCCUAGCUUCCCCUCUCACACAAAUGCCCACUCCUCCUUAUUACCCCACUCGCCAAUAAAAGACCUUUGGAUCCAGCCUUUGUUCAUCAGUUACUCAUCAAAACUCUAAUUUCCAGGAAACAAUUCAUUAGUUCUCAACAAAGGAUCCUCACUCGCCACUUUACCUUCUCUUCCUUCUUCUGAUUUCUCUCCUGCCAAUGCUGCCAUAAGCAACCUUCUGCUUCAUCUUAUCUUCUCCUCCAUACCACACAAACUCUCCCUUUUGUUCGUCGGUUCAGAACCUCUCUCCCCUUUCCAUCUACUUCCGAUGACUCUUUCCCCAAUCCCCACACACUAUCUUGCCGCUUCGCCGACCCGAGAUCCACGGAAUCCCACCAGAACCUUCUGUUUAGAGAAAAUCCUCCCAUACCCUACACACUCUCGGCAGAAUACUGCCUUCCCUCUCCUGCAUCGUUUCAAUUGCCCUCUCCCAAAGCUCGAUUCUGAACCCCCGUGCUUCGUUUGGCCGUUACCCCACCAAAACUGUAGCUGCCUUUCAAUCGACCACUUUUCAGCUAAUGCCCCGCAACGGCGUGACGGGAAGGAGAGUAGUUGAUGUAGAGGAACAAGUUGAGGUGGAGAACGCGGCGGCGGCGGAGGUACAUCGAUCGCUCUCGCCCUUUUCGGCAAAAACCCAGGAAAGCUAUGGACAACACUCUACUCGACCUCCCAAAGCUGAAGCGCCACAUCUACGCUGUCUUCUUCUGCCUCAAAACCGGUCUCAACCUCUACAUCCAGCUCUCUUCAAAUUCAUUUACUUUGUACAGGCCUCCCAAGGCACCAACAAGGUCCCAAGCCUUGCAGCCUCAAUCUGUGAAGUUCUUGGGUUGUUUUAACUGUGGGGCUCUUACUGGUUUUCCAUGCAACAUCCAUCAUUCUCUCUCGAUUGCUUUCUUUGGAGUUGGGGAUGGGCAAUGGGAUGCAAUGAAACAGUUUGGUGAUAACAUUCCUGCAUUUGACAACUUGCAGUCGCAGAUUCCCUUACGUUUCCCUUUUGUUGCAGCUGCCAUAUCCUCCUCUUGA
Linum tenue is the source of this 1145-nucleotide messenger RNA. The record is from the annotation of a GenBank genome assembly. Lineage: Eukaryota; Viridiplantae; Streptophyta; Magnoliopsida; Malpighiales; Linaceae.